UGUUUGAAUCCUGAUGAAGCUUUUCAACUUUUCGCCUUGAAUGCCUUCAAAAAAGGCUAUGUUGACCCAAAGAUAAGGGUGCUAGCAGAAAAAGUGACUGAAUAUGCAGGUGGAAAUCCAUUGGCCCUAAAGGUUUUAGGCUCCUUCUUGCAUGGCAAAAAUCAAGAAGCAUGGGAAAGCCAACUGGGAAGUAUUGAAGGCAUGAUUAUGAACCUUUCAGAAGUUGAAGAGAUGGAUGUAAUUAUUAAAGCCUUUCGUUCAAUGCCCAAUCUGAAAUUUCUUAGGUUUUAUGGAAAUUUGAAUGGUCAGCUUAGCAACAAGUUAAAUGCUUCUAGUAUGAAGCUUUUGCCAAGAAAUCUCAUGCUAUUAGAUUGGGUGGGAUGCCCUUUAAAGUCCUUGCCAACAACAUUCAAUGGAGAAAAUCUUGUUGAAAUAAAAAUGCCCAACAGCAAUUUGACAAAACUCUGGGAUGGAGAGCAGAAUCUUGUGAAUUUAACCAAAAUUGAUCUUCAUGAAUCAAAAGACUUGACUGAGCUCCCAAAUUUUUCCAAGGCCAUACAUCUUGCAGAAGUUUAUCUUCAGGGUUGUUCAAAAUUGCUGAAUGUUCAUCCCUCUAUUUUAUCUCUCCAUAGCCUUUGUGGAUUAUUGCUAAGUGGUUGCAAAGCCCUUACCAACCUUACGAGCAACACCCAUCUCAAAUCACUAAGUAUGCUCGACUUGACGGGAUGCUCAGGACUACGCGAAUUUUCAGUGACCUCAGAAUAUAAUUUGUUUGAAUUGAUGCUUUGUGGAACAGCCAUCAAUGGUGAGUUGUCCUCAUCAAGCGGAUGUCUCAGCAAAAUUUAUUUUUUGGACCUAGAAAGAUGCGAAGGGGUGACAAGUCUUCACAAAUUGGUUGACAAGCACACCCUCCAACGCCUUCAUGCUGAUUAUUGUAAUAAGCUAGCAUCAAAUCUACGUUCCAUAUUUGAUGAGAUGCGUGCUUUGGAAGCUCUAGUGCUGAGGGGUUGUAGUGAAUUAUUUGAAGUUCCUGACAACAUCAGCUUGUUGUCGUCAUUAAGUCAGUUAGAUCUCUCGAGGAGUAAUAUAGAGACCUUGCCUUUAAGCAUCAAACAUCUUUCAAGCCUGCAAUGUCUCACCUUAGAUGGAUGCAAAAGGCUUCUGUCCCUACCACAACUCCCUCCCUCUAUCUGUACACUGGAAGCCAAUGGCUGCUGGUCCCUUGAGACUUUACAUUCACCUUUAAUGAGUGAAGAGAUAGAAGGAAAAAAUUAUUUUUAUGAUAACUUCAGUUUCAGAAGUUGCAUGAAGUUGGAUGGGCAGUCAAUCAAAGCUGUUGAGGCCAAAGUGCUACUUUACAUGAAUAAUAACAAAGACAUUCAUUACCGGGCUCAAAUGGAAUUUCCGGGAGGAAGAGUUGCGGAGUGGGUCAUGUAUAGGACUACACAGUCUUUGGUGACUGUGGAUCUCAGCUCGAUUCCACAACCUUGGGAUGGCGCCUUUAUUUGUUGUGCCGUGAUUUAUGGCUCACCAUCGCGGACUACAAUUGGUGCCAAAUUGUUUAUUGAUGGACAAUAUGCUUACAUGUCUCCAGGCGAGUCUUUUCAUGUGUCUCUGUUGUCACAUGUUUGUCUUUGGUACGAUGCAAAGUCAUGGAAAAAGGUACAAAGGACAAUUGAAGAAAAGAAAAGAGAAGCUCAAAGCAACACUACCUAUCAUCCAUUAUUGCUUCAAUUUGAAUUCACAGCCCUUUCGCCUUAUGAUGAUGAAACAACAGUAGUGAUCAAAGAGUGUGGGGUGUGCCCGACAUCUGCCGUUGAAUAUCAAAAUUACAUCAAACAAAUUCAAUUGGCAUUAUUGCAUCCGCAUCGUAGCUCUAAUGCAACGCAAUCGGCCUCUCAAAAGUGCAAUCGGCCUGCAAAGAAGCAGUCUGGAAAUAUAAUCACUAGAAAUUAA
Molecule: messenger RNA, 1956 nt
Organism: Neltuma alba
Lineage: Eukaryota; Viridiplantae; Streptophyta; Magnoliopsida; Fabales; Fabaceae
Product: disease resistance protein RPP2B-like
Exons: 3
Biological process (GO): defense response
Molecular function (GO): ADP binding
Source: RefSeq, a predicted model, not a curated record